Messenger RNA from Cyphomyrmex costatus, 10769 nucleotides. RefSeq names its product histone-lysine N-methyltransferase 2C. Lineage: Eukaryota; Metazoa; Arthropoda; Insecta; Hymenoptera; Formicidae. Gene Ontology annotation, cellular component: nucleus; MLL3/4 complex. The transcript has 35 exons. Bases 1 to 10620 code for a protein of 3539 amino acids. The record is from RefSeq and is a predicted model, not a curated record. Gene Ontology annotation, molecular function: transcription coactivator activity; protein binding; histone H3K4 methyltransferase activity. Gene Ontology annotation, biological process: positive regulation of transcription by RNA polymerase II.
AUGGAUGAUGAAGUGCGACUUGAAGGUGAAGAGGAGAUGGAUCUGGAUGAAGCUUCAGAUGGUGAAGACGAAGAUGAAGAAACAACAGGCAUUCCUAUAUCUCCAGCUAACUCGGAUCAAUUGCUUGGACAAACAACUCCAUCCACUGGCAUUACAUCGGAUGAGGCUUUUCAUGAUUCGCUGCGGUAUCCAAAGUUUUCACUACCUGGUGGUAAACCUUUAAACAUUCGCCGUGGACCUGGUAGACCUCGGAAGGAACGACCUUUUGGUCUAACUCGUGGAGGAGGAACAAGGAGAUCUUUUGGAAGGGGUAGCACCAGAGGCAAAGGAUUUGGAUACACAAGAGGUAUACCACGUCGUACCAAAAGUAAAGAUGAUGACACACACUCGGAAUCGCCAAGUCCUUUGCGCAUCACUGGGAUGGAUGAUAGUGGUCCUGAUGGUAGUAGUGAAUUAAUGGGAAACUCGAUCGAGAGAUCGAUGCCAGCGCCUGAAGAACCCCCUUAUUUUCCUGAACAAUGGCCGGGCAAAGUAUGUGCGUUAUGCAAUUUAGGUGAGAGAAGUCAGUUGGGACAAGGUGAACUUUUGCGUCUGACAUGUCCACUGGGUUUCACUCCUGAGAAAUCGACAAAUCGCGAUGAAAUAUCUACUGACCAUCUUGUCAACGUCGCUGUCGCAGGAGAUAAAAGUCCGCGUGCUACUGGACCUGGAAUUGCUGUUACCUGUCGUAGACAAAAAAGUCUAGCCAAAUGCAGGAAUACUAGUCUAACUAAUUUCACGGAACCGGUGGAAGAAUUGACAAUCGUAGGUUAUUUGGAGGAACCAGAAGUCGGGACUCUGUUUGAUUCUUCAACUGGCUAUUACUAUGUUCAUCAAUCAUGUAUUAUCUGGUCUAGCAACAAUCAAGUUUUACUAUCAGAAUUGGCAUGUCGUGCUGUUCUACAAGCUUCCUCUAGACGUUGCGCCUAUUGCUCGCAUUAUGGUGCUGGAAUUCCUUGCAAAGUGACCUCGUGCAAUCGUUAUUUUCAUUUUCCGUGUGCCGCGGCUAGCAGAUGCUUUCAAGAUAGUAAGAACUUGGCCCUUUUCUGCAGUCAGCAUCUUGGUCAAGUUCCACUUUUAUUAUGUGGAGAAGUCACUUGCGUUCAAUGUUAUGGAAUGGGCGACGUCUCGAACCUAGUGAUGUGCUCCGUUUGCGGCCAACACUAUCAUGGCAGUUGUGUGGGCUUAGCAUUACUACCUGGGGUGCGUGCUGGAUGGCAGUGCGUGUCAUGCCGUGUAUGUCAAGUCUGUCGGCAACCCGAAGAUGUUUCAAAGGUAAUGUUAUGUGAACGAUGUGACAAAGCUUAUCAUCCCGGUUGUUUGCGACCAAUUGUUACUUCUAUUCCAAAAUACGGUUGGAAGUGCAAAUGUUGUCGCGUGUGUACUGAUUGUGGUUCACGUACUCCUGGAGCUGGGCUAUCUUCCAGAUGGCAUUCUCAUUAUACUGUCUGUGAUUCAUGCUAUCAGCAACGUAACAAGGGCUUCUCUUGUCCGCUUUGUAGAAAGGCAUAUAGAGCUGCGGCAUAUCGCGAAAUGGUUCAAUGCCAUGGUUGCAAGAAGUUUGUACAUGGUACAUGUGAUCCUGAAGCCGAUCCGCUUACUUAUCAGCAGCGCAAAGAGGCAAAGCCGGAUUAUGAAUACAUUUGUCUGCAUUGUAAAAGCAUCGCCAUGGUAGCCAGACGAAAGGACAGUAUUGAUGAAGGCGAAUUAAGUCUAAGUGCUUCGCAAGAGAGUCUCGACGGUGAAUCUUCUGAGUUAGAUUAUCCAAGUGGUUGUUCCGAAGAAGCGCUUUAUUCGGUCGGAUUAGGGAAAGGGAAACCGUUUUGUGCCACAAAGAUCGCAAAGAAAAGAUUAGGAAUUAGUGGCGGAGUUAUCGGUAGGCCCAAAGGUAUUGGAAAAUUGGGUUAUCAAAAGAGACAAAAGAUGACAGAGUUUGGAAGAAAGAGAGGACCCAAAGGAAAAAUGAGAGGAUUUUAUGGAAUGCCAGAAGUAGGCUUGCAGAGUCCAAAUCCAGAUUCAUCCCAAUCAAAAGAAGAAGAACAGCUUGGGUGUGAGAACAGAUUGAUCUUGUGUUCGGCCAAAGAUAAAUUUGUUCUCACACAGGAUAUUUGUGUAAUGUGCGGCUCGAUUGGUAUGGAUCAGGAAGGUUGUUUGAUUGCAUGUGUACAAUGCGGUCAGUGUUAUCAUCCAUAUUGCGCUGGCGUUAAGAUCACUAAGGUUAUUUUGCAAAAGGGCUGGCGUUGUCUGGAUUGUACUGUUUGUGAAGGCUGUGGUGAACGAAAUGAUGAAGCUCGUUUGAUUCUUUGCGAUGACUGCGAUAUCAGCUACCACAUUUAUUGUAUGGAUCCGCCUUUAGAUUAUGUGCCGCACGGCACAUGGAAGUGCAAAUGGUGUGCGCAAUGUCAGACUUGUGGUUCUAAUGAUCCCGGUUUUAAUUCAUCCUGGCAAAAAAGUUACACUCAAUGCGGACCUUGUGCUUCUCACACUGCUUGUGUAGCUUGCCAAGAAGCUUAUCAGGAAGGUGAUCUUAUUAUUCAAUGUGUACAAUGCGAAAGAUGGCUUCACUGCGGUUGUGAUUCGAUUAAAAGCGAAAUUGAUGCCGAACGCUGUGCCGAGGAGGGUUACGUUUGUCUUCUGUGUCGUCCUAGAGAUGUUCCUCCUCCUCAUCUUCUCUCUAAACCUUCCUCAAAAUUUGCUCGGUCAUCUUCUCCACCUCAAAAUCGAAAUACAGAAUUGUUUAAAACUUCUUCGCAACAAUAUUUAAUAGAAGGAGUAUAUCUUUCUGAAGUAGGGAUGAAUCAUAUCAAAUCUUUAACCGCAGAACAUCAGCAAACAAGAAAAAAGAAAAGAAAACAACCGCAAAUGGUGGAUAAAGAAGCAGAUAUAAUGGCGACAAUUGAAUCUGUCGUGGCUGGAGGAAGUUUGGAUAAUUCUUUAGAGGAAAAUAAUAAAUUGGAAUUGAUGGAUGUCAAAGAUGAACCAGAAACAGUUUUGAAAGAAGGUAUGGUAUGGAACCAACCUGCUCCAGAAGGCUUCAGCAUUUGCACUUCAGAAAAUGGACUUCCUGUUUUACGAAGAAAACGUCAAAGAAAUCUGCAAAAAUUAGGAAUUGGAGGAUUUAGUGUAAGAUUGAGAACCAGGAAAGAUAAAGAAGAAGAAGGAGAUGCUGAAAAACCCGGAGAAUCUUCAAUCGUAGGAAUGGGAGACGAUAAACCUCGAAGGAAACCUCAGAGAAGAAAGCCGAAACCGAAAUUAGCGGAAUAUUUUCCUAGUUACAUGCAAGAAGCGUUUUUUGGCAAGAAUUUAAUGGAUACAACGAAAGAAAAAGAUCUUGAAAGCAGCAGCGAAUCUGAGGAAGAACACAAAGUCCCUGAAAAUGCCAAUACAAUUCAAUUAUCUCAAGAUGAAUUGAAAGUAAUGGAACAAGUUAAAGCGAAACAAGAAAAAGAAGAUAUAAAAAUUGCUCCUGAACAAAUUAAAAGAGAAGAAAUUGUGGAAGAUGAUGGAAGUGAUACUGAAGCACUUGGAGAUAUUUUACCAAUUUCUGGAGAUUUAUUGGAUAACGAUCUAGUGAAUACAAUAAUGAAUGAAAACGAUGAGGACUUAGCUAAAGCGAGUGAAGCACUGGAUGAGUUGGAUGAUGCUCAAAGUGGAAGUAAAGAUGAACUGACGGAUAUCCUAAGUCCACAUUUUAAUUUGGAGUCGAUGGUCAGAGACACUGGAUUACCUAAUAUGGACAGUAAAGAUAUUGAGGAAAUAUUUAAAGGCGUUCUAACCGAUGAAUCUCAAGAGUCUCAAGAAUCAUCGGUGUUUUCUGUCCAAGCUCAGACUUCGCAUCCCUCAUCAUCUACUACUCCCCUAGUAUCACCCUCUCCCCAUUCUGGUAUUCAAACAACAAUAUUAGCGAGACCUCAAGUACCUGGUGCUCUACCUUCGGUUGGCCAAUCAAACUUAAAUUCUCCAAUGAGUUUUCCACCACCUUCACCAUACCACUCUGAAUAUAGCAAUAGUCCACAGUUUAGUCCGGCAUUUUCGGAGCCUCCUAGUCCAUGGGUGAAUCCCGAAGACGAAGGAAAUGCUCCAACAGGCAAUGCUACCAUUUCAUACAACCAAAGAAGCAAUCUAAAGAUGGAAGCUGAUGAAGCAUUGGGCACUGCAGCGACAAUAUCCUCGGUUCUCUAUGCUAAUAUAAAUCAUCCUGAAUGGAAAACUGAUUUUCCAGUAUGGGCCGAGAGAUGUAAACAAAUUCUGAAGAAAUGGCGAGCACUUCCAAAUGAUAAGAAAGCCCCAUAUUUGACUCAGGCUCGAGACAAUCGUGCUGCAGUUCGCAUGAAAAAAACACAGCAGCUCUCCAAGGAGACACCACCACCAAGCACCACCAACACUAUCAUCACUACCAAUAUAACCACCACCAAUACCACCACCAUCAAUAUGAAUACCACUACUACUACCACCACCGCCAUGACUACCAUCAUCACCAAACCCGCCGCUAUGACGGCUCAGCAACAGCAAGGAGUGAAUUUGAGGCCCAUGGAGAAGCAAUCAGGAAUGUUGAUGACCAGUGGAAUGACAUCAACCAGCAACAAUCAGCAUCAGGAGGUGUGUGGGGUGCAGGGAACCCCGCCCAGCCCUUCCCUCUCCCCUGAAGCUCCUAGAAACCAACAAUCAUCCGUCUUGCAAUCUUGCACAACACCGGCUUCUUCGUCCUCUUUGUCUUCUUCUGCGUCUUCUUCCUCUUCUUUUUCUCAUUGCAACAAUUCGGGUGAAGGGCAGCAACCCCUCCAGCAACGUCCCCCGAUUGUCGUUAACAGCGGCAGCGGAAAUAGUAGCAUAGAUCAGCAUCAGAUCCGAGUGCUCACUCCGUCCGAGAUCAUGCGCACCCUUCCGUCCCUCAGCCAGGAGCACUACGACCCCCCACCUCCGCCACCACCACCCACUGCAAUUGUUCACACUGUGCCUCCCGUACAGAACCAUCACCACCACCACCACCAUCACCACCACCACCCGAAUAACAUUAUGGAACAGGAUAGACUAUCAAACAGAGAUCGAUCUACUAGAGAAGCUGAGCAGGAAAGACAGUGGAAACAAUUGCAAGCAUUACGUCAACACCAAGCACAAAUGCAGCAGCAGGUCAUUCAUGAACAACGUGUACAUGCAAUUGCCAGAGUACACAGACAAAUCAGUGAGGAAAAUGCACCUCCGCUAAGUAGUGAUACUACGCCUGCAUUAACGACACAAUUACAAGUUUCCACAGCGCAAGAUACGAGUCAAUUAACUUCCCUCGCCUCUCCUUCCCGCAGUACUUUUGCUACGCCCUCACUCAAAGCUCCUCGCAGUCUCACACCUCAAUCACCCCAUCAUCAAACUAUGGUCCGUCUACCUGCGCAAGCACCUUGUCGAGUAAUACGUCCAGGCUUUCCUCAACCACCAUCUCCCUUCUCACCACAAGCUCCCCAGUCACCACAUGAUUUUCCACAGUCCCCUGUCUCUUCUCAACCUUCUCAGGAAUCACAUUUCCAACGCUUCGAAGGCAAUGUUUCAACUCCUGCAUCCCCCUAUUCGUCACCACAGACGCCAGGUACACCCCGCACUCCUGUGUUUAAUCCUCCGCGACCUCCCGUAUAUGCGCCUCCUCCUCCUCCUCCACCUCCUCCUCCACCACCACCACCUGCAACAUCGCGAACUCCUGAUCCUUACAGCCAACCACCUGUAACUCCCACAUCCACUUCUGCUACACCUGGCUAUCCAUCACCUAGGAGUUCCGAAACUCCUCGAACAUCUCAGGAACAAGAAGUGGCUUUUGGGCAACAACCGGAAGUCAAUAGGCAAUUGAGGGACUUACUGCAAAGACAACAAUUUAGUAAGAAAAUUGAAGGAAUAGGUGCCAAUUGGGUUCAAGAUGGACAGAAUAAUACGGAGAACAAUCAGCAACAGUUUGAAGCCAGUCAUGUGCAGCUUCAGCAACAUUCUCAAGUACAAAACAAUUCUAGUGAAGGCACUUUUAGGCAUCCACUUCCGCCAGGCAUUGUUAGACCCAGAAUGCCUAUUCAACCGAACGUUUUAAUAAGAAAUUCCAUUGGAAUAAACUCGCGACAUCCUACAGCAGGAAAUAUUCAGAAUCCGAUUGAUCAUCGUACUAGGACAUUACUGCAGAAUAGACCUCCUGUAGCUACUAAUGUACCUGCUCAACAACAUUUCCAAGCAACUCAAAAUCUCCAAAUACGAAUGCCAGUAACGAGAAAUGCCAUUUCCGAAUCUUAUGAUAUUUUGCAACAACAGAGAUUUACAGAUGUAAAUCAGACGCAGAACCAACGCGUCGCGCGGCCAACACAGGACAAUUUAAAUCAAGGUAUUCGUAUGUUGAAUACAACUCCAGGGAUGGUCCGAGCACCACUCGUUCCCACGACGAUGAGUGAGACCGUGGGAAUGGUUACUUCAGAAGCAUCUGAAAUCCCUGACAAUGUGACAGCUGAAUUGGAAAAGCUGGAGCAAGAAGGAGCAGGUCCAAUGGUCGAAGUCGAAGGAGUUAGUGCAAUAUUGGGAGAUCUGGCAGAUGAUGAUGAUGAACUGCUUGCUGAAAUGGGGGCGGACUUCAACAUUCUGGAAUAUGCGGACCCUGAACUGGACACGAUCGUAGGUGGGGAGAAGACUAAUAUUCUUGAUAUGGAUAUCGAGCAAGUUGAAGUUGAUCCUAAAGAUGAUAAGCAAAAAAAAGAAACUAGGGACGAAGAUCAGAAACCAGAAUUGACUGGUUCAGCUUCUGAUAUUACUGAUUCGUGUUCGACUAGCACGAGUUUAACUUUGACAGAAAAUUCCAACGUACCGACAAUAACAUCGCCGCAGACGACAUCGCAAGCAAUGCAAGCGCAAGUAGUGCAGCAGCAGAUGCAUCAACAAGUGCAACAAGCGGCAGCGAUGGGCCGGCCGAUACUUCCUGGUACAAGGUUGCUUUCACCAGAUGGAGCAGUCGGAGUGGUGACUUCCACAAAUACGGUAACUGUGAGCUAUCCACCGAAUUUUCCUGGACAUUCGCAGAGACUUUCGCAGGCACAUAUACAAGUUUCGCAACAGCAACGGUUAGGCAUGCGAGUAGCCGCAGGAGUAUCAAAUAUGGCUGGCAGGGUGGUUGCUGUAAAUCAUAUGAUUGGUCCACGAAUGCCGUUGGCUCCGCCACCACCACCACCGCCACCACCACCCCCUUAUCCAGGACCUCCACCACCAUAUCCUGGACCGAUACAGGGCAUGGUGCCUGUGAUAAGACCACCUUGUACAGCGCGAUCACCUUCCGCACCUAAUACUAACUGGCAGCAAAGUAGUAUAUCAACCGAUGGAGCAGCAAAGCUCACAGUGGCGCAAGUUGGAUCGAGACAGCCAAUUGCCACACAGACUCCGCCUGAACAUCUUAAAAAGUUGAAAAGAAGACAGUAUCAACAAAAGAGAAAACAGAGCCAGGGAAAGGAUGCCAUAACUGCACCUCAGAAAAAACGUUCCCGUAAAGUCUCACGUCUCGAUGAGGAUUAUGACACAUUUGUGGACAAUUUAAUGACCCAGUUGCGACAACUUCAAUCGAUGGCAGUUCUAGAACCCCAGUUGAGUCGUAAUUAUGGGGUGUGUCCGAUUUUUGGCUGUGGAGAUCUUGUUAAGAUUGGAAGUCAGAAAGAUUAUAACUCUAGAAUUGGCGAUUUGAUUGGGAAUUAUGGAUCAGCCAGUUUGUCUGGAAUUUCUGAUCAUUAUAAUACACAGCCAUUUGGAGAAUUAGACCCUCUGCCACCUCAACAACCCUCGACUACGCAGAGAGGAUUUUAUGAUCAAGAAUUUCCACCUUUAAAAUUGGACGAUACUGAUGAUAAAAAAGAGAACAUGACGACGAAUCGCGAUGUGGACUCUCCUGAUACCAUUGUAAAUUCGUCCUCACCUGAAUGUGUCAUACCAGAAUUUAUGCACCGUUUCCCUGGACUGCGAUUGAUUGAGGAAGAAUCGGAUGAAGAAGCAGAAUGGCUAAAACGUGUGUCGCCCGUUAUACCUCUGAUUUCACCAAUUCCAAUCAGACUAAAGCCUACUUACUUAAAAGAUGCAGCUAAACAAGACAAGGAGAAUUUUGGAAUGCCCAAGCUUGGCAAGUCCCCUCCAAUUCCUUUACGAGAAAGUGGAAAUGUUACUGUAACUUUAACUUUGAAUAGUCAAGCUGCCGAUGAUAUAAUGGGUGUACUUAAAGAUCUUGCUAAUAUUCUGAACAUAACACCACCUGCUGGUUAUCAAAUAGUUGAACGCACCACUACUCCUCCUAGUCAGAAAUUGGGGUUGUACAGGACAAAAGGGAAGGACGGCAAAGAGGGUACUCCAAUUGAUAUACAAAGCAUUCUAAAUGGUGCAGCAAAGUUCUGUCGUCAUUGUGAUGUUGUAAUUCUCAAUAGUUUAAUUCGAAAAAAAGUAUCGGAUCUGCCAUUCUUGAGCAAAGAAGAAGCUGAACCGGGUGAUGAACUUUGCUUUUGUUCAGCGGCUUGCUAUAUGCAAUUUGCACUCAUGCAUCGAACGCCUUCUAAUACUCAAGAUAAGGCUGCAACGAUAGUAGAUCAUCUAUGUCAUAAAACAGAAGCAAAAAUGUUAGAAGAUGAUUUGAAAAGCCUGAAGAAAUUUCCCAUUAAACAACAACAGCAGCAUUUGGAAAAGUUUGAGAAUAUGGAGAUUACUAAUGAAUUAACAACAGAAAUUAAAGUAAAAAUCGAGAAAUUGGAUAAUGUCGAUAGUACGGACAAUGAUGAAAAGAGGUCAAAGAAACAUUCAAUUAAUGAAGAAAUCAGUGAUUCUAUUGAACCCCAACCACCUGCGAAAAUCUGGAAAGGUUUGAGAUAUAAAACAUGGACGAUGGGAGGCAUGCAACCUGCAACUAAAUUUAAGAAACCUACUGAUAGAGAAAUUACCGAGAUGCUGUUUCGUAUGGGAAUUGCAGUAGCUCCCGCAAAAGCCGAAGACACCCGUCGUUGCGUAUUUUGCAAAAGUCAGGGCGAUGCAACAGCCGAUGGGCCAGCUCGAUUGCUCAAUUUUGAUGUUGAUAAAUGGGUACAUCUCAAUUGUGCAUUAUGGUCUAACAUAGUGUAUGAGGCACAGAGUGGCGCACUUAUGCGAUUGGAUGAGGUCCUGCAGAAUAAUCUUGUACAGAUUUGUAUCAUUUGCGAAAAAUCCGCUGGCACUGUUAAGUGCUACAAACCAAGAUGCACAAAUUGGUACCACCUGAUAUGUGCCCGUAAAGACGGCUGUUGUUUUUAUAAAGACAAGACUAUGGCUUGUCCUCAACACCUUAUAAAAGAUAAAGACAAAGAAUUAACUACCCUUUCUGUUUACCGUCGCGUCUACGUCCAACGUGAUGAAAAUCGUCAAGUUGCUGCGGUAAUGCACCAUUCUGACAAUAAACAUUUACUUCGUGUGGGUUCCCUUAUCUUUCUCAGCGUUGGUCAACUACUUCCUCAUCAAUUACAAAACUUCCAUACGCCCAACUAUAUUUAUCCGGUGGGCUAUAAAAUCGUGCGUUUUUAUUGGAGUAUGCGAAGACCUAACAAACGUUGUCGCUAUGUUUGCUCGAUCCAUGAUGUUUCUGGUCGUCCGGAAUUUCGUGUCCUAGUCCAAGAACCUCUUCAAGAGGAUGUUGAACUAAGAGAUGCUACUCCGCGAGCAGUUUGGAGUCGAAUUUUAGAGCCAUUAGCAGAAUUGAGGAGGAGUACAAACUCAGUACAAUUAUUCCCGAGAUACGUUUCGGGAGAAGAUCUGUUUGGUUUGACAGAGCCAGCAGUAGUGCGAGUACUGGAAAGCUUGCCUGGAAUUGAGACUUUAACCGAUUACAGAUUUAAAUAUGGUCGUAACCCGCUAUUGGAAUUGCCUUUAGCCAUCAAUCCAACAGGAAGUGCACGUACGGAGGCACGUUUACGCAACCAGCUACCGUGGAAACGACCGCACACGCAACGCACAGGGGGCUUUGCUUCACGUGGAAUGCCAUUUGGUUUGCCAACCUGUGGUCCUGCAGCAACAAUGGGAGGUGGAGUCUCUUCGACAUUAGUUGCAGCAGCUGCUGCUGCCGGCGAAGCCGCUUCCUGUCCAUACUCGAAACAAUUCGUACAUUCCAAAAGCUCACAAUACAAAAAGAUGAAACAAGAAUGGCGUAAUAAUGUUUAUUUAGCAAGAUCAAAGAUUCAAGGUCUAGGACUAUACGCAGCGAGAGAUCUGGAAAAACACACAAUGGUGAUCGAAUACAUUGGAGAGAUCAUUAGAUCAGAGUUAGCGGAAACAAGAGAGAAACAAUAUGAAGCUAGAAAUCGUGGUAUAUAUAUGUUCCGAUUGGAUGAGGAACGAGUAAUAGAUGCGACUUUAUGUGGUGGUCUUGCUCGUUACAUCAACCAUUCUUGCAACCCGAACUGUGUCGCUGAGAUCGUUGAAGUUGAACGUGAUUUCAGGAUUAUAAUUUUUGCCAAGCGCCGAAUCUCACGUGGCGAAGAAUUGGCAUAUGACUACAAAUUCGACAUUGAAGACGACCAGCACAAAAUUGCAUGCGCUUGCGGUGCACCCAAUUGUCGUAAGUGGAUGAAUUAAACAAAGAUGACGAUAUAGAGAAGAAACAGGAAAAAUGAGAAAAUAAAGAAGAAAACUCAAUUUCUCCAUCCUGCCUAUUGUUAUUAUUGUUGCUAUGUUAUAUAAGGUAGGAAAUUGUAUAGAAAUAAUUUCCUGUGUAGAGGGAAAAC